Messenger RNA from Porites lobata, 351 nucleotides. NCBI's taxonomy places the organism in Eukaryota, Metazoa, Cnidaria, Anthozoa, Scleractinia, Poritidae. The record is from the annotation of a GenBank genome assembly.
GCAAAUGCAAUUGCAUCCCAUGUAAGGUCUGCAUUUGAAAACCAGUCUACAGGGGCAUUGUUUAAUUUGGCUGACAACCUAGUAUCAGCUAGUAGAGGACGUGGACAAGGGAGGGGAUGAGGUAGUAGUCGCGGUCGCAUUCGCGGCCGUGGCAGCGGUUCAACCACAACUAACAGCUAUAGUUUUGGAGUCAUCCUUCUGAACCCGGAACAAACCUCCAUUCCACGUGGAUCAAAUAGAUCAGAACUAGAAAGAAGUGGGAGGAUGAAAACGUUUGAGAUAUCAAGAGGAGCACCAGCUUCUACCACAUUCAGGAAACUAACUGAAUUAUUUCCAGAUUUAAAUAGGUGA